Messenger RNA from Prorocentrum cordatum, 2163 nucleotides. The record is from the annotation of a GenBank genome assembly. NCBI's taxonomy places the organism in Eukaryota, Dinophyceae, Prorocentrales, Prorocentraceae.
CGUCUGCCUAGCACCAGCGCAAACCAGCAGCGAUAUACACAGGCGAGCCUGGCAGCUCGCGCUGGACUACAACAACCCUGCUAAACAACUACUCUGAAAGCAUGGUAAACAUGCAAGGCGGCGAGAAAGUAUUUGGACGGAGCAGAGAAGCAAACGACGAGACAGCCGCAUGCAAUUUCAGUGCCAGCGGCACGGCAGACAGGCAGCCGAACAAAGGAACAGCACUUUGUGAGCUACCAAUAUACAAGCUCAAAUCAACGAGGUUAACAAAACCUCAUCCAACGACAAAGAAAACCAUGAGAGCACUUCCAACAUCAAGUGAUACUCAAGCUCAAAGAAGAGCUGACACGCACGCUGCGGGACGCGGAUAAAAACUAUCUAAGCGCACUCCAAGCACAUGCUAUAAAGCACGUGGCGAAAUCCCUUGGGGAACACCGGAGGGGGCCGUCACUGUGGCCACUGGCCCCCGGUGCAAGAUGAGCGCGAGACCCGUCUGCAGACCUGACCGUCGAAUAUCUGCACUCACGGGGUGCCUGCCCAGCUGCACGCCAGGAAAUCUCCCAGUGCGACCGACAGCGUUGGCGUUGGCUUCCUCAGCGAUUGUCAGGUCGGGGAUGCCUCCCUGCAGGCGGAUUUUGGGCGAAAAAUAACGAGAUAGAGAGAGAGAGAGAGAGAGAGAGAGAGAGACGGCGCGGCACCUACACAAAAGAGCGCUGCCGAAAGGGUGCGGUGCAAGGCACAUCACACCGCCGGCGUGCGGCUACGGAUGUGAGACCACCACUAAAAAGUACAUACGCCUCCCGCGGCUGCCCACUUGCAGCGGUGGCAGGCGGUGGCAGGCGCGUGCGAGGCCCCGAGAUCCGACGGCGCUCCUCCUCCUCCUCCUCCUCCUCCUCCUCCUCCUCCUCCUCACCACCACCACACCCGCCUGCGCGGGGCGUUCUCCAGCCGGGCCACUCCGUGGGAGCCGCAGGACCCGGCGCGGAGCAGACAAACCGAAAAGCUGAGAAAAAGCGCCCAGCAUGCCUCGAGGUCGUACGCCUUGCGAGCGUGGGCAGUGCCCGAAGAGUCGAAAACGCCGGGAGCAGCGAGGGGCGAGCAGGAUAAUCGGGAGAGAGGGGCGGAGGAAGCGACUGGGGAAAGGCGGAGGAGGGGCAGCGGGACCGCCAUGCUGGAAGGAUUGAGAGCGCUCGGGGAACGAACACACAAUAAAAGAUAGCUCGGCGCCAUCGUGUUAAAAGACAGUAUGCGGAGGGGUUCGCGCUGCUCCACAGCCAUAUCCGCGGGAGGCGAGGAGGGCGGUAGUCAUGUCGAGCAGUUGAAGAGGAGCUGCAGGGGUGGGGAAGGAUGGUCCUCGAUGGCUCUCGCAAAAAAAAAGAAUGCACACGUCCGAGCGAUGCCAAGCCACGCCGAACGCCCGCGGCGGGGUCGCCGCUGGUCGACCCGACGCAGACCUGCUGUGCGCGCCUGUGCGCACGGCUCGUCCGCCAGCGGGCCUCCUUCAGCCUGCAGCCGCUGCGCGCUCCACGAGGGGGUCGCGCGCCUGCGCCGGCGGCCCCUCGGCAACACCGCAGGGCCGGCCGCGUCGCGCACGCCUGCAAGCAGUCGCAGCCGAGCGCCCCCGCGGUGGAGGCGCCCAGUCCUAGCUAAAAGCCCAGCCGAACCCAUAGGCUCCGCGCGCCAGGGCGGCGCCGUGGAGCUCAGGCUCAGAGGAGCGGGGAGGAGGAGGAGGGGGAGGAGGGGGAGGAGGAGGAGGAGGGCCGACUUAAGGGCAGAAGCCCGCAGGCUCUGGUGCUCGGCGCCCCCACCUCUGUUUGGGCGCCGCCGAGAAUCACGCGGCACGGCCCCGCUGGAGCCACGCCGGCCUCUGCGCUGGAACGGCCUGCUGCCGCCGGCGGGGGCGGGCCGGAGCAGCCGCGCGGCGGCUCGCGCUCGGGGGGGGACUCCCUCGGAUGCAGGGCGCAAAGUCGACGCACAUGUGGAAGUCGGUCAACUCGUCGGUCAAGAGGAGCUUGCUGCUCUGAAUUCUCGCGGGGAGGCCACGGGCGGCCUCUGCAAGACGGCCGCCACGGCCCAGCGCAGCGGCAUCAGCCACUUGGCGCGCUUCGCCCACGGCACCCCCGCGACGUGGACCACGAGCACGCCGUGGUACAGCGCGCCCCU